AUGAAUGGAGGCAGAAAGCGUCGAUUUCCGGUGACUGUUGCAGCAUGUUCCAUCCUUGUUUUAGUGAUAUCCGUGGUUACGGCUCAACAAGUUUUUGAUGGAAAUCGACAACCAGCUUUCGUGAGGCGGCAGCCGGCGUUCCAACAACAACAACCGAAUCAAAUACAAUUUCAACAAAAUCGAAACUUUGUACUUCCAUCUGCUUCUCCACUACGCCAUCGCAAUCUUUUCACCCGUCAAAUCAGUCAUCGCCAUCGUCCACGUCACAGGUCAUCUCUUCGAAAAACCACUCAUCAACCUCAACAAGCUCAUCUAACAUCUCGGCGUGUUAUUCCAACCUUAUCCCACAAAAGAACUCGUUCUCGAACUGUGGUGUCCUCCCUCUCAUCUCGCACUAAACCAAACGUCACGCGUGUUGUUAAUGCUAAUCAACGAACAACGACAAUCAAGUCUAACAAUUCCAGACGGCAGCAACAGCAGUUUCAACCAAGACAACCUUUCAUGACACAACGUCAACAACAGUUUCGAUUCCAACCACAACCACAACGGCAGCAGAUUUUUCAAAGGGUUCAGAGGGUUCAAAAUUUUCAAAGAGCUCCAAUUCAGAAUCAACAAUUCUUUGUGAGACAAGCAUCAACAAGGUCUCCAUUUUCAAUAAGAGCUCCAUUGUCUCCAAUGCCUUUUGGUUCUGUACAGCGAACGCCUUCUUCUUCUAUUCGACGACCAUCGAAUCGUUUAUCAGUCCGUCCCCCACUUCCUCCUCCAACAACUCCUCAAACUCUUACAACUACUACUCCCAUUCCAUCAACUUCUUCCUCUUCUCCAUCUACUUUUCCCCCAAUUCCCACUACCACUCAGCCCGUUUCCCUUCCCUCUUCAACCCAUGUUGCCACAAUUCAUUCCGUCGGUGGAUCCCUUCGUCGACCAAUCCGUGUUCAACAACUCCAACUCAAUCUCCGAAGAAAACCCCAAAUGACACGUGGGCAAUUUAGAAGACCUCAAUCUAACUCGAAAUUCCCAUUGACUCGACAUCAACCGACUCAUCGAGUUACAAAACCUGAUAGAGUGACAAGGCCAAUAGUCUCAACAACAAAUGAACCUAUAACCACAACAACAGAAGAAGAAAUAUCUCUUACGGUAGCUGGAACAACUCCAGAAGGAAUCCAACGGCAAUCCAGCAACUUGAAGCAAGUUGACGAUAUUGAAGCAGCUAUUCUUCAAGCAGUUAUUGAAUCGUCCUCCCCAGAACCGCCUCCAUCAACAACUCGUCGCCAACGAAUUCAUCGAAUUCGUCCAGGUCACAGACACCGUCCCGCACCUCCACCUCGUGUGGACGCAAUAGAAGAAGCGGUGCUUCGAGCUGUUCUCGAGGCAACGCCAUCUGCUCCAAUUCCAGAAGAAGUGACAUCAACAACAGAAGGAACUACAACUACAACAGCAAAAAUCGAAGAACCAAUUGAAACGACAACUCUGAAGACAGAAUCGACGUCCCUGUUCCCAGCAUUUGCAACCAGAAGGCAUGGUCACAGACGCCCCACUACAGUAAUCCCACCAACUCCAGAAAUGACUACUGAGUCAACAGUUAUCAUAACUGAACCCACUACUGAGCCAACAACAACAACUACAAUCCCUGAAGAAACAACGACGUCAGCCGAAGAAUCAACGACAUCUGUAACUGAAGGAACAACGACAGAACAAGUGACGGAUAUCACAAUUGCUCUUCCAGAAGACGACUUUGAAGAUAUUAAUGCGAAGAUAUCAACAGAAGAUCACCAAUUGCAUCAAAUCGAAGAUAAUGUGAUCUCAGCUCUCUCGACACCAACUUCCACUGCAUCUUCCUCCCCAACUCCACCAUCCCCUCUCCCUUCAACACUCCCAUCGUCUCCUUCGCCGCCAUCUCCUCCUGCUCCACCCACAGAAUUCAAUCUUCAACAAGCCGGUCCUCCUGGUUCGAUGCCUCCUUCUGAUGAUAUCGUUGACGAACUGAACGACUCUUCGGAUUUCUUGCAAGUGGCUCAACGACUCCAUUUGCUCCGAAGGCUUCUUCAGUGA
Molecule: messenger RNA, 2052 nt
Organism: Caenorhabditis remanei
Lineage: Eukaryota; Metazoa; Nematoda; Chromadorea; Rhabditida; Rhabditidae
Exons: 10
Coding region: 1-2052 (683 amino acids)
Source: RefSeq, a predicted model, not a curated record